UCUCUCCACUCUCUCUCUCUAUAAAGGCAAAUACCACCAAGCCAUACUAUUCUCCUCUCUCCCUCUCUCUCUCUAUCUCUCUCUCAUCAAGAUUGAGCAGAGACUUCGCCAUGACCGACCCUUUCUUCAAAUUCAACCCUCUCCAUCACCAGCACCACCACCAUUACUUCUCUCCACCUUCGAAUCCUCAGCCGCCUUAUUACUACUCGUCCUCAGCUUAUCACAACUUCGCCUUCAUCAACCACCACCAUGAACAAACCCCACCUUCUCCUCCUCCUCCUCCUCCCAUCAGAGAAGCUCUUCCUCUCCUCAGCCUGCUGAGCCCCACAAGACAGCAAGAGCAAGAUCAAGAGCAAGAACAAGGGCGAGGGCAAAAUCAGGAAGAGAACUUUCUCAUGGAAGUGGACAAGCCCAAACGGUCGGCUGAAGUUCAAGAUGAGGACGAUGAUGGUGAUCAAGAUGAUGAUGAUGAUGAUGAUGAGACUGGAGUGACUGUGGCACUCCACAUAGGGUUACCAAGCCCGAGCGCUGCUGAGUUGGCAUCGGUGAUGAUGCUCGCUUCUUCUUCCUCUUCAUGUUCUUCGUCAGAGAUCGUCACGGCUCAUGAUCAUCACAGCAAGCCAGAUCAAGAACAUGGUGGUGGGGAGGAUUGCGGGUACUUGAUGAGCAGGAUAAACAAGGGGCAGUACUGGAUCCCAACCCCUUCCCAGAUCCUCAUUGGCCCGACCCAGUUCUCUUGCCCUGUUUGCUUCAAGACCUUCAACCGUUACAACAACAUGCAGAUGCAUAUGUGGGGGCAUGGAUCUCAGUACCGGAAAGGCCCCGAGUCUCUGAGAGGCACACAACCAACCGGCAUGCUCCGGCUUCCCUGCUACUGCUGCGCACCUGGUUGCAGGAACAACAUCGACCACCCGAGGGCGAAGCCUCUCAAGGACUUCCGGACGCUGCAGACGCACUACAAGCGCAAGCAUGGGAUCAAGCCCUUCAUGUGCCGCAAGUGUGGCAAGGCGUUCGCGGUCCGGGGCGACUGGAGAACCCACGAGAAGAACUGUGGAAAGCUCUGGUACUGCAUUUGCGGGUCUGACUUCAAGCACAAGAGGUCGCUCAAGGACCACAUCAAGGCCUUUGGAAGCGGCCAUGCCGCGUAUGGCAUUGAUGGGUUCGAAGAAGAGGAUGAGCCAGCGUCUGAGGUAGAGCAAGACAACGAGUCCAUGCAGUGAGAGAUAGGAAACAAAAGUAGGGGAAUUAGGGUAUGGCAAGUAAUUAAAAUAGGAUGAUCAAGUUUGACAAGUGUAGUGGCCUUUUGAGAAUUUCUUUUAGAGAGUUUGGGAGCUUGUCCUCCAAUUGUAUAGCCAAGGCUAAUGAUUAAGAAGAAAUUCAUGAAAUGUAUCAGUGUGUGACCCUUCUUAAACAUUAUAAAUAUAUAUCAUGGAGUACUUUACCUUGAAA
This is a messenger RNA of Syzygium oleosum, 1449 nucleotides long. Its product is annotated as zinc finger protein WIP2. The coding region runs from base 111 to 1220 and encodes 369 amino acids. The record is from RefSeq and is a predicted model, not a curated record. Lineage: Eukaryota; Viridiplantae; Streptophyta; Magnoliopsida; Myrtales; Myrtaceae. The transcript is spliced from 2 exons. Gene Ontology annotation, molecular function: DNA-binding transcription factor activity. Gene Ontology annotation, cellular component: nucleus. Gene Ontology annotation, biological process: anatomical structure development; regulation of gene expression.